Cetraspora pellucida is the source of this 308-nucleotide messenger RNA. Lineage: Eukaryota; Fungi; Glomeromycota; Glomeromycetes; Diversisporales; Gigasporaceae. The record is from the annotation of a GenBank genome assembly.
UUAACAAUAAUAGGCUUUAUUGCUUAUUUUUUACUACACAUUCUGCAGUUGCGAAAUUUAAACAGUAUCCUAAAGUUUUAUUAAUGAAUGCUACAUACAAAACAAAUCACUUUGGUAUGCCAUUUUUACUUAUUAGUGGUAUUGAUGCCAUGGGUAUUACUUUUCUUAUUGCAAGUAGACUUCUUACUAAUGAAACCAUACCAAGCUAUUGUUGGAUAUUUCAGCAAUUAAAACAAUUAAUUGGUGAUACAACUUUUUAUAAUAUUCAAACACUUUUAACUGAUAGGAAGCAUGCACUAAUUUCUGCA